Aphidius gifuensis is the source of this 1320-nucleotide messenger RNA. It is a transcript of the gene Ube2g1, whose product is annotated as ubiquitin-conjugating enzyme E2 G1. The record is from RefSeq and is a predicted model, not a curated record. Lineage: Eukaryota; Metazoa; Arthropoda; Insecta; Hymenoptera; Braconidae. Gene Ontology annotation, molecular function: ubiquitin conjugating enzyme activity. The coding region runs from base 144 to 650 and encodes 168 amino acids. The transcript has 5 exons. Gene Ontology annotation, biological process: protein polyubiquitination; proteasome-mediated ubiquitin-dependent protein catabolic process.
AUACACAAUUACAAUUUACAGUUCUUAGCGCAUGCUUGUCCGAAGCUUCUGUGACGUACCUUAGCCAUUUUUCCAAGUCAACCGUAAAAAAAGUGAUUUGUUUUUUCAAUUUUAAGUCUUAUUUAAAUAAUAAAUUUAUAUUAAUGUCAGAGCCACAGUCCGCACUUCUACUAAGAAAACAAUUAGCAGAAUUAAAUAAAAACCCAGUAGAGGGUUUUUCAGCAGGUCUCAUUGAUGACAAUGACAUAUAUCGAUGGGAAGUGCUUAUUAUUGGACCUCCGGAUACAUUGUAUGAAGGAGGAUUCUUCAAGGCACACUUACAGUUUCCCAAAGAAUAUCCACUCAGACCACCAAGAAUGAAAUUCAUCACAGAAAUAUGGCAUCCAAAUAUUGAAAAAAAUGGUGAUGUAUGCAUAUCUAUCUUGCAUGAACCUGGUGAUGAUAAAUGGGGUUAUGAAAAAGCAUCAGAAAGAUGGUUACCAGUUCAUACAGUUGAGACUAUUCUUAUAAGUGUUAUAAGUAUGCUAGCUGAUCCUAAUGAUGAAAGUCCUGCCAAUGUAGAUGCCGCCAAAGAGUGGAGAGAAAGUUAUUCAGAAUUCAAACGAAAAGUGGCAAGAUGCGUUAGAAAAAGCCAAGAGGAAUGUUGUUAGGAGAAAAAUAAAAAAAAAAAAAAUAACAAUUUAAACGGAAAUACUUGAUCAUUUUUAUUUUUUUUUUUUUAUUUUGUUAUAUUAAAAUCUUUUUGAAUCAAAAUAAAUAACAUCAAAUGAGAAAGAAAAAAAAAAAAUAAAAAAAAUAGAUCAAUAGUUAGUUUCAAAUAAAAAUCUUAAACGUAACAAAUUGUCUGAUGAAAAAAAUCACGAUAACUUCAAUUGAUAAAUAAAAAAAAAAAAAACAAAAAAUUUAAUUUGAUAAUAAUAAAUACAAAGUGCCACUCAAUUUCAAUUUGCAAAUAAUUAUCUGCAUAUCUCAUUUCACAUAACGUCAUAAUAAAUAAACAUAAAUCCAAAAUAAAACAAUAAAAAUUUUUACCGACAAUAUUUGUAUGAAUUUUGAUCUCUCUUACUAAUGUAUGUCGAGCCAAUUGAUGUUUGUUAUUAUUAUUAUCAUCAUUAUCAUCGUCAUCAUCAUCAACAUCAUCAUCAUCAUGAUUAUAACUUGAAGAAGAACCACAACAGUAAUAUAAUUACUACCAUCACAACUGGACAUUCAUAUCCAUUCAAUAAACUCAAAAAAAAAAGGGAAUGAAGACUUUGAAAUAAUAAGUUAUAUAAAAUAAAUAAUAAUAAAUAAUUAAAAAUAAAUAGAUAAUAAAAAAAA